UUAGGCCCAACCCAUUACUUAUGGGCUUUAGGGUUUACAGUUUUAUUUAUCUAUAUAUUGUAAUGAAACAAUGAGAAUUGAGUUGAUCCCUAUUAAUCUUUUGUUUUUAUCACGUUAUCAGCACGAGUCGCUCUAUUCAUCAGGGAAUUUACUGGCCUGGAUUCAGAUAAUUGUUGUUCAUCAAAUCCGGACAAAAUGUCGAAUUUACCAAAGCUUGAAUUCACCGCACUUGACAUCUCGGGUAACAACUACCUCCCGUGGACUCUUGAUGCUAAAAUUCAUUUGACGGCAAAUAAUUUAGGGGAGACAAUUAUUGAUGGUAAUCAAAGUAAACCUCAAGAUAAAGCGAAAGCCAUGAUAUUCCUCCGCCAUCAUCUUCAUGAAUAUCUAAAGCGGGAAUAUCUAACUGUUGAGGACCCUCUUGAAUUAUGGACAAACAUCAAAGAACGUUUUGACCACCAGAAGUUGGUCUUACUCCCCAAAGCCCGCUAUGAAUGGCUUCAUUUACGACUACAGGAUUUUAAGACCGCUAGUGAGUAUAAUUCUGCCCUGUUCCGCAUUACCUCUGAACUUAAAUUAUGUGGUGAGAAAAUUACCGAUGAAGACAUACUUGAAAAAACUUUCUCAAUGUUCCAUGCCUCAAAUAUGCUCCUGUCGCAGCAAUACAGGGAACGUCAAUUUACUAAGUAUUCUGAAUUGAUAUCAUGUCUUCUGGUCGCGGAGCAAAACAACAAGCUCCUACUACAAAAUCAUCAAUCGCGACCUGCCGGUGCAAGCCCAUUCCCUGAAGCGAAUGUGGCCAAUUAUCAAAGCGGACGAGGUAGAGGUAGAGGCCGCGGCCCCAGCAGAGGUCGUGGUCGUGGUCGAGGACGAGGAUAUACAUGGCGUCGGGAGUCCCAUAAAACUAAACAUAGCGGUGGUGUAUCGAGUCGACACAAUACGGGGCGACCUUCGAAAGGAAAAAGUAGCGGGAACCAAAACAAUAUUUGUUAUAAAUGUGGGAUGUCAAAUCAUUGUUCCCGCACAUGUCACACCCCUAAACACCUCGUUGAGACAUAUCAACGUAUGAUGAAAGAAAAAGGAAAGAAUGCUGAAACUAAUCUGAUUGAGAAUGAACCUUCAGCCACGAUAUCAGACGUUCAUUUGGAUGCAUGUGAUUUCAUUGAAAAUGUUCGUGAUGUUUAAACAUAUUUAAUGUACCUUUUAUGUUUUACUUUUCACACUGUGACCUUGGUAUUUGUUUUGGUUUGAAACUCUUUCAAUGUUUUAUUUUUAUUUUUUUUGCAUUAA
Molecule: messenger RNA, 1290 nt
Organism: Helianthus annuus (common sunflower)
Lineage: Eukaryota; Viridiplantae; Streptophyta; Magnoliopsida; Asterales; Asteraceae
Exons: 2
Coding region: 196-1185 (329 amino acids)
Source: RefSeq, a predicted model, not a curated record